AGCAAAGAGGUCUCAAUAUUCAUGUUUGGUUUCAGUGCUUGACCUUUCCCAUUCUCAACCUGGAAAUGCUUGCCACCGAAGAAAAUAAAACACACGAUUUUGUUUGGUGAAAGGCCUACAGGCAACGCAGGCAGAUUGUAGAAAGCGCAUGUAAAUAGUUUUUGUUUUGAUUUUAUGGCUUUUGUCUUUCUAUCGCAUUUCGACUCGGUUGUUUUGCAUGAGCGCGUGACUUAACUUUAAAAAUGGAAUAUAUUAUCCUCGAUAAUCCUCCUUCCACUUCUAGACUUACUUUUUGAAUCUGUACAGACAAGUUCUUAACAGAAAAAAGUACAAUAGAGCGACUGCGCACAGUAAGUGUUUUUCCGUUCUUUAAGAGCGUGAUACAAGUCAUAAGUUUACCGUACCGAAGUCACGAGAUGUACUCUAAUCUAAAUCAAAAGUUAUAGAGUGGUGGAAAAUGGCGUCAUCCGAAUCAGCUGAAAACCUGCUUGCGGGCUAUGACGACCAAGAGAACGAGCCCUACGAAGAAAUUCCACAAGAAAAUCCGAUUUCUCUGAAACGUUCUUUGGGAAUUCCAGGUGGAACUGCUUUUCUCAUCGGCACGAUAAUCGGCUCCGGCAUCUUCGCGACACCGAAAUGGGUGCUGUUUUACGUCGGUUCAGUUGGCAUGUCCUUGGUGAUGUGGGCUUUCUGUGGGGUGAUUUCUCUACUUGGAGCACUGUGCUACUGCGAAUUGGGAACUUUGAUUCCAAAAUCAGGUGGUGAGUACCAGUAUCUGCUGAAAGCGUAUGGUCCUCUUCCAGCUUUCCUGUACGCGUGGAUGUCCGUGUUGUUUUUGAACCCGGCUAGUCAGAUUAUGGUCCUCUUAGUAUUUGGAGCCUACACUGUCGAGGCGUUUCUACCGGGAUGUAGAAAUCGAGAAGAGUAUGUUCCGCUUAUUAAGUUACUAGCAGCUGCAGCAUUAGGUAGGUUUAGAUGAGAAACGUAAAUCAGUUUUAUAUUGUUGUACUCUCGUUCAAUAAUAUAAUCUCCUCAAGAUUGUUAUGGUAAUAUAUCAGUUCCUAAGGUUCAAAUUUCGAACAUGUAUUCAAGGAACUUGAUCCGAGUGUUGUGUGACUCAAAGUUCUGCCCAUUAGAAAAUUGCUUCUCAUUUCCUUCUUUCCCCGAGAAUCGUCUAUCAUCUAUUUGAAAACAGUAGAAACUAGAUAUGCUUGAUUAACUCCUUUUUAUUUUUUUUAACCUGUUUUAUCUUUGCUUCUUUUUUCUAAGACAAUGAUAAUUUCUAGUACAAGUGAAAAAAUUGACCACCCCUAGAAAUCAAACGGUCCAAUAACUCAGUCGUAUAUGGAAUACGAUGUGAUUGUUUUGCUGUCGAGAUUAUAGCGCCAAACAAGUGUAACAACUCGCGAGAAUUGGCGUGGACUGCGAGUCGUGACAUCGCGCUCCUCGUGCGCCUUCCAUACGCUGCAUAUGAAACGCUUUGAAAUGUGGUUUAUGAUAAGGCUUUGAAAAAAAUAAAAGAAUUUCUAGGAGAACAAAUAUACACGAUGGACAUCAAAACAAUUAAUUAUAUCAAAUUUUCUUUUAAGACAAUGAGGUUGGGAAAUCCUCGCAAAAAGUCCCGUGGAUCAUCUGACAGACUACCAAAGGUGCCAAUUUGUUGUCAAAUAAUGGCAACUUAAGAAUAUAACUAAUUUCAUCAUUUUCAUCGAAUCUUCAGUCGUUAUCACCUUCGUCAACUGCGCAAGCUUGAAAUGGGCCGUUCGAAUACAGAUUUUCUUUACUGCGGCCAAGAUGAUCGCCAUUUUUAUGUUGGUAUUCACAGGAAUUGUUCGCUUAACACAAGGUAAUUUUUUUUCUAUGAUUCGAGUGUGAUCAUCGUCAACCAGAGUGCAGUUUGGGGACCAUCCAUUGUUUAUCAUUGGAGGGGGUUUAGAUGGUUUACGUGGUUUUCAGGGGGAGCGAAGUCCCCCCCCCCCUUAUACUCUGUCGCCAACAAAGUAUAAAGGAGGGGACUAUAGAAAACUGACUGCCAAUUAACGUCAUUAACUGCCAAUGAGUGGGUAUCAUAAGAAUAUUGCAGCGCUUUAUAGGGGGUAUGCGGCAAACGAACAUCAAGACCGAAUGAAGAGCCAAGAAAAUCGCGACCGAAGAAAAUACGAACCAAACCAGGGGAUAAGUUACAGAGACAUGGCUUUAAUCAAUCUCGUAAACUGUAAGCGAAUUAAAAAAGGGACUUAUACAAUCAACUGUAUUCAAUUAAACACGUGGCGACUUAACCAGCGUAAAUGAAUCUAACAUAAUAAAGGAACUAAUAUAUGAACCAAGUGCCACGGCAAACACAAAAUAUAUAUACAAAAUAAAGACGAAAGAGCUUGCUCGAAGCGAGAUAAAGGAAAAUUAUAACUAGAAAUAACCUCCUGACGAUACGAAGGCGGUGACUAAAUAACACGCACAAAGACAUAAGAUCAUAGCAAGAGAAACGCUACCUUGCAUAAAUGAAGCAAGCUUCAAAAGUGAAAAAAAGCGAAUACAACUUACAUAUCAGUCCCUAUACGCCGGUGGCUUGAAACCAAACUUAAGAAAUUAACUUGGGAUGAACGACGGACAUGAACAGUGAAUAGUGAAAGGGCGUACGAUGCAACAACUAAAAAUCAGCGGGAGAGAAAGACUAUCCGAAGCAAUCAAAUGGCACAAAGGCCAACUGUAACACAAAUGUCACGCAAAUUUAAAGUCACGCAUUUACAGGGGGGAUCUAGCAAGUUUUAUCGUGACGCAACCAAAAUCCUCCGACCUCUUAUUGGAAUUUCAAAAUUGCGUUUCAACUGGCUCAGAAUUACAUGGUUUGCCUUUAAUACAGGCACUGCACACAGGGAAAACACCAACUUUUCAGAAAAACAUUCAAACCUUUUAUUGCGUUUUCUUCACUCCGCAAUUAUUAUUUUGCUCCAUUUCUUUGCAGGCUAUACAAAUGCCUUUGAAAACGCAUUUAACGGAACUAGACCAGAGAUAGGAAAAUUUGCGUUUGCCUUUUACAAUGGACUAUUUUCAUACAAUGGAUGGUGAGUCGAUGACGGGAAAUCGAUACUGAGUGUCGUUUGAUUCUUAUAGGGUCUUAUAGGCUCAACCUCAACCUCAACAUUCUCUUCCCUAGGAACCAACUGAAUUAUGUCAUAGAGGAAAUAAAAAAUCCCGAAAGGUGAGAAACACGAAAACGACAGGCAGUUGAUAACAUUACAAUCGUUUUGAAUAUUCUGUUGCAUGUAUUUUUAUAGGAACCUUCCGCUUAGCAUUUUCAUUGGUAUCCCUCUUGUGAUAGUGUGCUAUCUGUUGGUGAUUAUUGGAUACCUUACGGUGCUUACACCACAGGAAUUUCUGACUACUGAUGCGGUUGCUGUCGUAAGUAACUCGUCUAAUAACUCUUUGAUUUACGGUCCAGCGGUAAAACUAAGACCAUAUUCAUUAGACAACAUUUAACAAAUUGAUUCUAGGACCAUCUUGCCAGAGUUUAAGGUAAUUUCUGAUCAAAAUGUAGUAACAACAAAUGCGACCGUACCUUGCUUGAUUAGUUCCGUUAAAACAUCACACACUCUUUAAACUCUGCGCAAUGUGAACAUAGGAAACGCUCAACUCUCUCACGUCAUCUCAGAGAAUCGUCGCCAUUGGCCAAUCAUUCAGCCUAUACUAUUCGAUUCAAUAGAAAUCCCUUUAGUCUACCUUACAGUCCCUCAGAUAAAUGAGAGUCAGUGCGUACAAAAUGGUGUGCGCGAGCGAGGAGAAAUACUCGGAAAAUUACAGAGGUAACUCUCUCCUCGCGUGUAAUCGUCUGGAUGAUCGCCUUCACAACUCGUGUGGUCCUUAAAAAGCUUUUAUUCAGGAGAAUUCCUAUUUCUAAUCCAAUAACCAACGCUCAUUUAUCAAAUAGCGUUCUCCAUUUCAGUUUUUACUUUUGUUUACAGAUUACCUUAAAUAACUUAGCUCCAAAACAGGCGCUUUCUUUAAGGUCUCUUAAGACUCUCAAUGCAAGGUCUGUGGACCAUAGAUGAAGGAUAUUUUUCGAGAAUUAUGAUAUAUCGGUGUUCAAGGAUAAUCAACGCGAAGGCAAAAAUCUUGUCAUUAUGACUUCACCACGGAGAUAAUAACUCGCUGUUUCGUGAUCUACAAAGACUAGCUUUUAAAAAAACAACAUUUUGACAUUUGUCUACCCCACCACAGUCGUCAGAUCGGUCAUCACCAAGCGAAACUCACUUAACACAACUCAGGCUUUGCACGAAUAAGAAGAUAAGGUCACUUUAAAAAAUUGCAAUUAAGAUUAAGUAGAGUAUUUUUCUUGUUUCCAUUUCGACAGACCCUAGCAAACCGGUUAUAUGGAGUCAUGGCUUGGAGUAUUCCGAUACUCGUCUCUUGCUCCACGUUUGGUUCCGCCAAUGGCAGUGCCUUUUCAGGAGGAAGGUAUGGAAAGGUUGAUAUUAUUUCAUGCUUGUUCAUUGGAGUUUUCUCGUUAAUAUUAGAGGAGCGCCUCUUUGAUGCCUUGAAUUUUUUGUGAAACAGAGUUUAAAACAAGGGUAUGUGAGGGGUGAGGAGAUUCUUACAUCAUGUAUCACUCGUGUUUGCUACCGGCUGAGAUAUACUCAUUGAGUACACUGAUUAGAUGUUCCUCACCCACCCCCACCCUCACCCCUAUCAAAUCUUACAUUAUUCGAACAAGCAGGCCUCAUACCCCUCUCCCCUUCGCCCCUUAUCCUUUCACCCCCACCCCUUGCUUUACGCCGUUACUUUUACCCCUCCCCCCUCACUCUCUUACAGCCGACUUCGACGGUUGUAAGAUUUCAUCCGAUUGCAAACUCUUUCGAUUGAUUUCAGAAUGAUAUUGAAUUUCAGAUUAGCUUUCGCUGCCGCAAGAGAAGGUCAUCUUCCUCACUUUCUCGCCAUGAUUCAUACCAAGCGAAGAACCCCUCUCCCGGGGCUCAUAUUCUCUGUAAGUUAUUAUUUUCUUGGAAUUGCGAUCGUCAUUAAACUGUUGUUAUCCCGUCUUUCCCAACUUUCUGUUAUUAGUGAGUCACAAGGAAUCACCGGGAAAAAUAUAAGAGCAUGAGCACUCGGUGUGAAGCGUCCGGGCUUAGCACCUCUACUAUUCGCAUUUUGCCAAGUUAUCUUUUUCUCUGAUUUCUUUGGAAGCCCACGAUGGACUGACCUGCUGAAAAAGAGUGCUGCUCAUGGCGUACAUAUUCCUGAAAUGACACCAAUUAAUGCGCAUCAGGUUUGAAUUAAUUUCAAACUGAUCAAAUCUGGAAUUAAUUAUGAUAGCCUUGCUCUCUGAGAUAUAAUAUGCAUUAUGUUAAAUCGCACUUCAAGUUAAGCUUAAUAGCCUUCCUUCGACAUAUCUCGACGGUAAGUAAGAAACUAGACGGAGACCACCUCGUCUAGGCUUUACUGCGAGACUUUCAUGCAAAAGUUGAAUAGCCUAAUUACAAUGAUCUCGUGAGAAGCCCACGAGAUGCUCUUAAAGCGACGCGAACGAGAACUUUCUCACAGGCUAUCCAACCUGAAGUUGUGCAACAGUACUGCUUAACACAAGAAACAACUUCAAUAAACUUUGGCGAAAAUGGUACCGCAACGAAAAGUUAAAAUGUCGCGCAGGGAGAUUGCCCCAAGUUUUUCUAAGGGCGAGUGACAUUCCAAAAAGAACUGACAAGUUGACUAGGCAGUGUCAAAACUUGUCGAAGUUUUUUCCUUCGUUUUAUUGUCUUUUUUUGUUUUUGUUUUUAGAGUAUCAUUUCGUUUGUGAUGAUCAUUCCUGACUCUUCGUCUUUUGAGGUGCUUCUAAGCUAUAUGGGAUUCUUCAACUGGUUCGGCUAUUUACUUUCUAUCUCUAGUAUCAUUUGGCUGAGGUACAAAGAACCUGAGGUCAGGCGACCAUUCAAGGUGGACAUUACAACGUUCAUUUGAUUUAUUUGAAAAGACUUUUAGUCUCAUUUACGUUAUUCCGAAUGAAUAUGCGAAAGCAUCCUCUUCAUCUUAAUGAGUCGACAAUUCUUUGAGGUGCUUGUUUUAGGGGAGCGUCUUUUGAAACCUCUAAAUUGUGAAUCGCAAAGAAAGCCACUUCUAAAAUGUUUUAUUCAAUUUGUUUUUUAAGUUUACAAAACUGUUAUCAAGAUAAGAAAAAAGUAACCCAUGUCAUGCUGGUGAGGCCUACUUAGGGCAUAUUUUAAUUGAGUGUAUAUGUCGGAAAAUAAUAAAUAAGAUCAAUUUCAUCAAAGAUAAUUAUCACAAGGAACUUAUGAACUCAGAGUAAGAACAAUCAACCUGGUCAACGCGCAGGAAAACGGGGGUCACCAAGUCGCGUUUGGUUUUAGUUUUGAAUCUGAGGGAAGAACGAGGUUUCUAAGCCAAUCACAAAGCGUAAUCAAGUAAAUUGAUAAGGUCAUAUCAGCUGUCAAUGACUGCAUUCUUAGUAUGGUGACCAAGCGCUCCUCCACUUUGAUUUGCUUAACUUUGCCACGUGAUUGGUCUAGGAAACUUGCGCCAUCCUCUUGACCAAUCGGGUUUAAAACAAAAAUCAACCGCGACUUGUUCCCUAGUUUUUUCCCGCGCUUCAUGAAAUAUUCUUUUUUUUUUUCCACUAUGCGUUCUUAUUGGCUCCUCGUUUAAUUUUCCUUCCCGCUGAUUGGCUGUUCGAUUAUCACCAGCUAAACUUUUGUCGCUGGCGUUUAACUUGGUUGUAUAAUCAAAUAUAUAGCUUUCUCCUCAUUUCCUUGCAGGUAUGGUUUGGAGUUCCCAUAUUCAUGGUUAUGGUUUCAUUGUACCUGGUAAUUGCGCCCUUUUAUGAGACCCCACUACAAUCAUUUUAUUGCGUGCUGUUCGUUUUAGCUGCAAUUCCAUUUUACUUGGCGUUUGUUCGAUAUGAAGUGAUUCCACGGUGUUUCCUUCUCUUUUUUAGUAAGUAUUUAUAAAUCUUUUAAAAAUUGAUGAAUCUUUUCCAAACGAUCGGCCUAUCAGAUUCCCUACAAUCCAACUCGAUACGCAAUUUCUGAGUGCUCUUGUCCCUUUUGAGAGGUUGUACGGACUAUAAUGCUUACACUUUCGAAAUAAAUCCUAGCAAAUGACGAUACUGAUUUAGACAAUAAACUCGAUUCUUGAUUGCCUUUAAAGGGAAACGCUGAAAAGUUUGUGGCAUAUUGCGUUCGUUGCGGCCGCUCCAUUAAACCAGACGCGAGGAGUUGAGUUGGAUUGAGAAGUCACGCGCGGGUGUCUCAGUGCUCUUUCCCCGCGUGUUUUUCUUGCAGAUUUGUGCUUUCUCACUGAUUCUAUGCUACACAUGUUAAUUUGAUGAUAAACUUAUGACCCGUUGAGAGGACGUAGGAUGCGUACCUUAGGUUCACGGUUGCUCUGCAAACCGCUAGCUACGAUGUGUAAACUGUUCAACUCGAAAUCUUGUGUAACCAAAUUGCGAUCUGUCAUACGUGGCUGAGAGUGCGCAGCGAGUUUUCUAGACCUAUGUUGGGGACCGUUCAUUAUCAAUUGCUAGGGGAGGGGGGGUGUGUGGAGAAUUUUUGGGGGGUCGCAUGGUUUCCAGAGCGAACGGAGAGGGAAUCAGUAGUUGCCAAUAGAGUUUAAUGAGGGGUACUAUGGAAAAUUGACCGCCAAUAUUAACUGCCUAUUAGGUGGCGAUCAUUUUCGAACAUCAAUUGGAAAUAUCUCUAGGAAAGACUAACAAGAGGUCUCCAGUCUCAACAAUUCUUUGAUCUACGCGUUUCUUCAUUCUUCUCUUCAGAUCGUGUAACAUACAAACUUCAGACAAUCUGCGACGUGGCGCUUCCUGUGGAGGAAGGAGACAUUGAGGCAUCUUCGUCAUUGAUGAGCCAACUAUCUGAAUAGAAACAAACCAAGAAUGGAAAGGAGGAAGGAUUCUUGUUAUAGACCUGAAAAAACCACGAGAAGAAAAAACUAACCUUGAUAGAAAUAGUAACCUUGUUGCCCUAAUUUAGGGGCUAGAAGAGGAGAGAAACUGAGUAUAAGCUUUUGAAGGAAUUCGCGUUAGUGUUUGAUCGUAUGAUCGGUUCUGAUUGGUCGCACACCUCUGUAAAGCUAUAAUUCUGAGCAAAGGGGCCAAGUUUGUAAAGAAACUGUAAUUCUGCGUCGGUGGGAGAGCAUAACAAGGUAAUUAAGUGUUAUCAACUGAGUUGAUAACGUAAAUUAGCCACCGUAAACAGUUUAAAAGCUAGCGCUCGAAACGUCAGCUCUUUACGGUAGCUUAUACGUUAUCAACUCAGUUAAUAAUACUAAAUUACCAUAUAAUUCUAAGCCAUUUAAAUUAAGAACUGUAUACAUUUCCAUUACUCGAAGUAAUUUUUUAUCUAUACUGCCUAGCGUGCCGAUAUUUUCUCAUCCCGAGGAUUAACUUCUCCCUAUAAUAUCCAUAUAUUAUCCAGCAAACAGGUAAUGAGAAUACACAAACUUAUCAGGUAGAAGUUGUCUUGAUCUAACACUAAAUUCUUGGAACUAAUUAGCUAAGAAAUGACUAAAGGAGAAAAUUAACAAUCAGACUUUUGGAGUUAAUUGAAAGGUUAAACACUUGUUGGGCACAAACAGAGAAAAAAGACAAAAACAAACACAAUUUCAGACCUCUCAGAAUUCAAGAUUCUGCACAAACCGGGGAAUGAAAAUCCUCUUACAAAAUCACCAGAAAAGGUAAUAAAAACGAACGUGUUUAAUUUUUUUCUGUAACAAAGACGCUAGCUACACUUCUAUCCAGGGAGUUUAACUCAUUUUGUUUAAAAACUGGUAAAAACCAGUUAAUUAUUAGUAAAGAAACACGUUUCACCACGCCCACUAUUUUAAUUGUUUGAUAGAAUAAUCUUUAUACACAUGGUAAAAUGUAAUGAAUAUAUUUACACUGUAAGAACAAAAUGAUCAAGAAGAAAUUUAUUCGCUGUGACAAAAGACAUUUCCCGAUCAGACUAAUAUCCAC
Molecule: messenger RNA, 8971 nt
Organism: Pocillopora meandrina
Lineage: Eukaryota; Metazoa; Cnidaria; Anthozoa; Scleractinia; Pocilloporidae
Source: the annotation of a GenBank genome assembly